AUGGCUCUUACUCUAAAGCCAGUAGAUGUUCCAUCCUUCUGUACAACUCAACUCCACCUCUUGGACCAAGAACUUCAAUCCGAGCUGUCCGAAACUUCGACCCUCAUAACUGGAACCUCACCCACUUCCCUUCAACGAGCUGGUCUUGCUAUUACAAAUCUCGUUUUGAUAUCUCAAAGAACGGGAUUGGGAGGAAAAACCGUUGUUGAGUUGGGUCCCGAUCCGGCAACUUCUAGUUCUGGCUCUGGAGCCAAAGGUAAAGGUGGUAGUGGGGGCUCGGGAGAAGGUGAAUUACAAGAACAUGGGAUACGGGUUGGCGAUAUUGUGGCGGUUAGUGAACAGCCCAGUGGAAGUGCAAAGAAGAGGGAAGUCAAAGAGUUAGAGGAGAAGGGGAGUAGAGGUGUGGUGACCAAAGUAGGGAGGAGUGCGGUGUGGGUUGCGCUAGAUGAGAAUGGGAAGGGCGAGGAGAAUGUUGGGGGUAUGAAAAGGUGUUGGGUGGUCAAGCUCGCAAAUGAUGUCACGUACAAAAGAAUGAAUGGUACCAUGGGAAAACUGGGGAAGAUGCAAGAAGCGGAAUAUUCGAAUUUCGUAAGGGUUUUGUUUGGAUUGUCAUCACCUUCGCCAGUUCUAGAAAAUCUGGAGGAUACGGGAAUUGAGUGGCUGGAUCCAAGUUUAAAUGAUAGUCAAAAGCAUGCCAUCAAAUUUGCACUUGCUUCGAGAGAGAUGGCUUUGAUUCAUGGGCCACCUGGAGUGAGUAUCCUAGUUUUCUUUUCUGGCAUUCGGCGAGUCAUUUCUAAGACUGGUAAAACCCAUACCUUGAUUGAGCUUAUUCUGCAGAUGCUCAAACAGAAUCUCAGAGUCUUGGUGUGUGGGCCAUCCAAUAUAUCCGUGGAUAAUAUUGUUGAGCGACUUGCACCACAUAAGGUACCUAUUGUACGCUUGGGUCAUCCAGCGAGACUUUUACCAUCAGUUGUCAAUCAUUCUCUUGAUGUCCUUACACAGACUUCAGAAGCGGGCUGCGAUUGUGCAAGAGUGGGCGGUUCCAAAGUCGUACUUGCAACCUUGCAUGGUGCUGGAGGAUUUCAACUGAGGGAUGAGAAAUUUGACGUUGUGAUCAUUGAUGAAGCUAGUCAAGCUUUGGAAGCUCAAUGUUGGGUAUCUUUGCUAUCAGCUAGUAAAGUUGUUCUUGCCGGAGAUCAUCUCCAGUUGCCCCCAACAAUCAAAUCACUAAAUUCCAAGACUAAAACGAAAUCACAAGACACAGAGACAGAGGGUAUCAUUAAGGGGAUGACUUUGGAGACCACUCUGUUUGAUCGAUUACUAAAAUUACAUGGCACUGGAAUCAAAGUCAUGCUUACUACACAAUACCGCAUGCAUGAAAAGAUCAUGAGAUUUCCCUCGGACGAGUUAUAUGAAUCAAAACUUGUCGCAGCUGAAGCAGUUAAGGCAAGACUUCUCACAGAACUACCUUAUGAUGUCGAGGAAACAGAGGAUACUAUUGAGCCCCUGAUAUUCUUCGACACUCAGGGUGGUGACUUCCCGGAAAAGAGCGAAGAGGAGAGUGUUGAUAAGAAAGCCGGCAAGGGAAUGUUAGGUGAAAGUAAAAGUAACGAAAUGGAAGCGGUUCUCGUGAGACGACAUGUCCAGAAUCUUGUCGAUGCUGGGUUGAAGCCAGAGGAUAUUGCAGUUGUAACGCCAUACAACGCUCAGCUCGCAUUAAUGUCUCGGUCGAUGAAGGAGGCCUUUCCCGGCAUCGAACUGGGCAGUGUUGAUGGGUUUCAAGGAAGGGAAAAAGAAGCAAUCAUUGUUUCCCUCGUUCGAAGUAACAGCGAACGCGAAGUGGGAUUUUUAGGAGAGAGGCGCAGAUUGAACGUCGCUAUGACCCGACCGCGACGCUCACUGACAAUCAUUGGUGAUUCGGAAACUGUCUCGAGGUAA
Botrytis sinoallii is the source of this 1938-nucleotide messenger RNA. RefSeq lists its product as uncharacterized. Gene Ontology annotation, molecular function: 5'-3' DNA helicase activity; RNA binding. Lineage: Eukaryota; Fungi; Ascomycota; Leotiomycetes; Helotiales; Sclerotiniaceae. The record is from RefSeq and is a predicted model, not a curated record. The transcript is spliced from 7 exons. The coding region runs from base 1 to 1938 and encodes 645 amino acids.